CUGUACUGAGAGCAGGAAGUGUUUCCCUUUGAAAAGCAAUCUUAAUGUGCAUAAAAGAUCUCACACAGGAGAAAAAAUGCAUUCCUGUCCUGAGUGCGGAAAAUGUUUUACACAAAAGUCCAGUCUUAACUCACAUCAGAGAUUGCACAAGGGUGAGAAGCCAUAUUCCUGUACUGAGUGCGGGAAAUGUUUUUCACUGAAGUCCACCCUUUACACCCAUCAGAGAUCUCACACGGGUGAGAAGCCGUAUUCCUGCCCUGAGUGCGGGAAAUGUUUUUCCCACAAGUCUUGUCUUAACUCACAUCAGAGAUCUCACACAGGGGAGAAACCGUAUUCAUGCCCUGAGUGUGGGAAGUGUUUUUCAGAGAGGUCUUCUCUUAACACACAUAUAAGAUCUCACACAGGGGAGAAGCCUUAUUCCUGCCCUGAGUGCGGGAAAUGUUUUUCAGAGAAGUCCAAUUUUUACAAACAUCAGAGAUCUCACACGGGGGAGAAACCGUAUUCAUGCCCUGAGUGCGGGAAGUGUUUUUUAGAGAGGUCUUCUCUUAACACACAUACGAGAUCUCACACGGGGGAAAAGCCGUAUUCCUGUCCUGACUGCGGGAAAUGUUUUUCACAGAAGUCCCAUCUUUCCAGCCAUCAGAGAUCACACACGGGGGAGAAGCCGUAUUCCUAUAAUGGGCUUUUCUGUACUGAGUGCGGGAAGGGUUUCCGCUAUAAAUCCCGUCUUAUUGUACAUAAAAGAUCUCACAAAGGGGAGAAGCCGUAUUCCUGUUCUGAGUGCGGGAAAUGUUUUAAAAAGAAGUCCAAUCUUUCCACACAUCAGAGAUCUCACACGGGGAAAAAGCCAUUUUCCUGUUCUGAGUGCGGGAAAUGUUUUUCAGAGAAAUCCAAUCUUUCCACACAUCAGAGAUUGCACACGGGAGAGAAGCCAUUUUCCUGUUCUGAGUGCGGGAAAUGUUUUUUUCGGAAGUCUGAUCUUUUUAUACAUCAGAGAUCACAUACGGGGGAGAAGCCGUAUUCUUGUCCUGAGUGUGGGAAAUGUUUUGUAGAUAACUCCAGAUUAUCCAGACAUCAGAGAUCUCACAGGGGGGAGUUGCCUUUUUCCUGUUCUGAGUGUGGGAAAUGUUUUUCAAGUAAGACCGAAUUUUUUAUACAUCAGAGAUCACACACGGGGGAGAAGCCGUAUUCCUGUCCUGAGUGCGGGAAAUGUUUUUCAAGGAAGUCCGCUCUUUUUAUACAUCAGAGAUCACACACGGGGGAGAAGCCGUAUUCCUGUCCUGAGUGCGGGAAAUGUUUUUCAGAUAAGACCAGUUAUUACAGACAUCAGAAAUCACACACAGGAGAGAAGCCGUAUUCCUGUUCUGAGUGUGAGAAAUGUUUUUCACUUAAGUCCAGUCUUUCCAGACAUCAGAGAUCUCACACGGGGGAGAAGCCUUUUUCCUGUUCUGUGUGCGGGAAAAGUUUUUCAAAGAAGUGCAAUCUUGUAACACAUCAGAGAUCACACACGGGGGAGAAGCCGUAUUCCUGUCCUGAGUGCGGGAAAUGUUUUUUAAGGAAGUUCGCUCUUUUUAUACAUCAGAGAUCACACACGGGGGAGAAGCCGUAUUCCUGUCCUGAGUGCGGGAAAUGUUUUUCAGAGAAGACCAGUAUUUACAGACAUCAGAGAUUGCACACAGGUGAGAAGCCGUAUUCCUGUCCUGAGUGCGGGAAAUGUUUUUCACAUAAGUCAUAUCUUUCCAGACAUCAGAGAUCUCACACGGGGGAGAAGCCUUUUUCCUGUUCUGUGUGCGGGAAAAGUUUUUCAAAGAAGUCUGAUCUUUCCAGACAUCGGAAAUCUCACACAAGGGAGAAGCCGUAUUCCUGUCCUGAGUAUGGGAAUUGUCAGCCACAUAAGUCCUCUGUUUACAGUCAUCUGAGAUUGGACACGGAGGAGAAUGAACUUUCCUGGUCUGAAAUACAGGCGGGUAAUUACAUGCGUAAGUCAAUCCCAUUUCGAAAACUUAAGCCUGUGAACUGUGAUGAAUUCAAGAACUGUUAUAUUAAAACCGACAACGAGAUUGAGGAGAAUAAGCUUGUUGACGAUCUCGAAGAAGGCGUUCCCCAAUUAGAGAGUGCCUUGGACGAUUUUGAAUCUAGGCUCAAAAAAUCAUUGAACGAAGUGGCGCCCUUUCAGGUGGCUAACAACCGACCGAGAUUACAGAAAUCCCAACCGUGGUAUUCAUCUAGCCUCCUCCCUCUAAAAAAAAAGAGACGGUUCUUGGAGCGAAAAUGGCUAAAAUCUCAAUGCAAUCUGGACAAACAAGUCUACUGCAUACAUUGCAGAGGUUAUGCCAAGGCAGUAAAAACGCUAAAAAGAACAUAUUAUAAUACCAAAAUUAGCGUUGCCCCUAAUCAAACGGGAGAACUGUUCGCCAUAGUCCGGGAGAUUUUUGAGCCAAAAAGAUUCCACUCCAAGAUUAUGGCAUCCCCACAACUGUGUAAUGAUAUCCACCAGUCUUUCAUUUCAAAAGUGGAGAAAAUCCGUGCUCGAUCCUCCUUAGCACCCCCCUGUGCAACAUCAAAAGCCAAAACCACCCCGGAAAAACUACAGAAAUUUCGCCUAGUGUCAGAGGAGGAAAUCAGAGCCAUCAUCUCAAAACUGAAACCAACCAGUUAUCCUGAUGACCCCUGCCCUGCCUGGUUCAUUCAGAAGCAUGUAGACACUCUGGUUAUUGACAUCUGCAGAUUUCCAACACAUAAGAGGUUUCCAUGUCCUGAGUGCGGAAAAUGUUUUUCAAUGAACUCCCAGCUUUCCACUCACCAGAGAUCUCACACGGGGGAGAAGACUUUUUCCUGUUCUGAGUGCGGGAAAUGUUUUUCAGACAAGUCCCAUCUUUCCACACAUCAGAGAUCACACACGGGUGAGAAGCCUUUUUCCUGUUCUGAGUGCGGGAAAUGUUUUUCAGUGAAGUCCAGUCUUUCCACACAUCAGAGAUCUCACACGGGGGAGAAGCCUUUUUCCUGUUCUGAGUGUGGGAAAUGUUUUUCAGUGAAGUCCCAUCUUUCCGAACAUCAGAGAUCUCACACAGGGGAGAAGCCUUUUUCCUGUUCUGAGUGCGGAAAAUGUUUUUCAGUGAAGUCCAAUCUUUCCAUACAUCAGAGAUCUCACACGGGGGAGAAGCCUUUUUCCUGUUCUGAGUGUGGGAAAUGUUUUUCAGAGAAGUCCAGUCUUUCCAACCAUCAGAGAUUGCACACGGGGGAGAAGCCUUUUUCCUGUCCUGAGUGUGGAAAAUGUUUUUCAGUGAAGUCCCGUCUUUCCACACAUCAGAGAUCUCACACGGGGGAGAAGCCUUUUUCCUGUUCUAAGUGCGGAAAAUGUUUUUCAGUGAAGUCCAGUCUUUCCACACAUCAGAGAUCUCACACAGGUGAGAAGCCUUUUUCCUGUUCUGAGUGCGGAAAAUGUUUUUUAAUGAAGUCCAGUCUUUCCACACAUCAGAGAUCUCACACGGGGGAGAAGCCUUUUUCCUGUUCUGAGUGUGGGAAAUGUUUUUCAGAGAAGUCCAGUCUUUCCAAACAUCAGAGAUUGCACACGGGGGAGAAGCCUUUUUCCUGUCCUGAGUGUGGAAAAUGUUUUUCAGUGAAGUCCCGUCUUUCCACACAUCAGAGAUUGCACACGGGGGAGAAGCCUUUUUCCUGUUCUAAGUGCGGAAAAUGUUUUUUAAUGAAGUCCAGUCUUUCCACACAUCAGAGAUCUCACACAGGUGAGAAGCCUUUUUCCUGUUCUGAGUGCGGAAAAUGUUUUUCAGUGAAGUCCAGUCUUUCCACACAUCAGAGAUCUCACACGGGGAAGAAGCCUUUUUCCUGUUCUAAGUGCGGAAAAUGUUUUUCAGAGAAGUCCAGUCUUUCCAAACAUCAGAGAUUGCACACAGGGGAGAAGCCUUUUUCCUGUUCUGAGUGCGGUAAAUGUUUUUCGGUGAAAUCCCAUCUUUCCACACAUCAGAGAUCUCACACGGGGGCGAAGCCUUUUUCCUGUCCUGAGUGCGGGAAAUGUUUUUCACAGACAUCCAGUCUUUCCAUACAUCAGAGAUCUCACACGGGGGAGAAGCCUUUUUCCUGUUCUGAGUGCGGGAAAUGUUUUUCAGAGAAGUCCAGUCUUUCCAAACAUCAGAGAUCUCACACGGGGGAGAAACCUUUUUCCUGUUCUGAGUGCGGGAAAUGUUUUAUAAGGAAGUCCCAUCUUUCCAGACAUCAGAGAUCUCACACGGGGGAGAAACCUUUUUCCUGUUCUGAGUGCGGGAAAUGUUUUAUAAGGAAGUCUCAUCUUUCCGCACAUAAGAGAUCUCACACAGGGGAGAAGCCUUUUUCCUGUUCUGAGUGCGGAAAAUGUUUUUCAGUGAAGUCCCAUCUUUCCAGACAUCAGAGAACUCACACGAGGGAGAAGCCAUCUCACACAGGUGAGAAGCCGUAUUCCUGUUCUGAGUGUGAGAAAUGUUUUUCACAGAAGUCCCAUCUUUCCAUACAUCAGAGAUCUCACACGGGGGAGAAACCGUAUUCCUGUUCUGAGUGCGGAAAAUGUUUUUCAGUGAAGUCCAGUCUUACCACACAUCAGAGAUUGCACACGGGGGAGAAGCCGUAUUCCUGUCCUGAGUGCGGGAAAUGUUUUUCAGUGAAGGACGGUCUUUUUAUACAUCAGAGAUUGCACACGGGGGAGAAGCCGUAUUCCUGUUCUGAGUGUGGAAAAUGUUUUUCAAAUAAGUCCAAUCUUUCUAAACAUCAGAGAUCUCACGCAGGGGAGAAGCCGUAUUCCUGUCAGCAGUGUGGGAAAUGUUUCUCACGGAAGUCCUAUCUUUUUAUACAUCUGAGAUUGCACAUGGGGGAGAAGCCGUAUUCUUGUCCUGAGUGCGGGAAAUGUUUUGCAGAUGUGUCAAAUUUUUCCAGACAUCAGAGAUCACACACGGGGGAGAAGCCUUUUUCCUGUUCUGAGUGCGGGAAAUGUUUUGCAGAUCAGUCCAGGCUUUCCACACAUCAGAGAUCUCACACAGGGGAGAAGCCUUUCUUCUGUCGUGAGUGUGGGAAAUGUUUUUCAGAUAAGUCCAAUCUUUCCAGACAUCAGAGAUUGCACACGGGGGAGAAGCCAUAUUCUUGCCUUGAGUGCGGGAAAUGUUUUUCAUUUAAGUCCAGUCUUUCGUCACAUCAGAAAUCCCACACAGGGGAGAAGCCGUAUUCCUGCUCAGAGUGUGGGAAAUGUUUUGCAGAUAAGUCCCAUUUUUCCAGACAUCAGAAAUCUCACACGGGGGAGAAGCCUUUUUCCUGUUCUGAGUGCGGGAAAUGUUUUUCACUGAAGUCCAAUCUUUCCAAACAUCAGAGAUUGCACACAGGUGAGAAGCCGUAUUCCUGUCUUGAGUGCGGGAAAUGUUUUUCAGUGAAGGCCAAUCUUUCCUUACACCAGACAUUGCACACGGGAGAGAAGCCUUUUUCCUGUCCUGAGUGCGGAAAAUGUUUUUCAAGUCAGUCCUAUCUUUUUAGCCAUCAGAGAUCACACACGAGGGAGAAACCAUAUUCCUGUCCUGAGUGUGGGAAAUGUUUUGCAGAUGAGUCCCAUUUUUCCAGACAUCAGAGAUCUCACACGGGGGAGAAGCCUUUUUCCUGUUCUGAGUGUGGGAAAUGUUUUGCAGAUGAGUCCUAUUUUGCCAGACAUCAGAGAUCUCACACGGGGGAGAAGCGUUUUUCCUGUUCUGAGUGCGGGAAAUGUUUUUCAGAGAAGUCCCAUCUUUCCACACAUCAGAGAUUACACACAGGGGAGUUGCCUUUUUCCUGUUCUGAGUGCGGGAAAUGUUUUCAAGUGAAGUCCCAACUUUCCUCACAUCAGAAAACUCACACGGGGGAGAAGCCUUUUUCCUGUUCUGAGUGCGGGAAAUGUUUUUCAGCUUGGUCCACUUUUUACAGACAUCAGAGAGUGCACACAGGUGAGAAGCCAUAUUCCUGUCCUGAGUGUGGGAAAUGUUUUUCACAGCAGUCCAGUUUUUCCAUACAUCAGAGAUCUCACACAGGGGAGAAGCCUUUUUCCUGUUCUGUGUGUGGGAAAUGUUUUGCACAGAAGGGACAUCUUUUUACACAUCAGACAUCUCACACGGGGGAGAAGCCCUUUUCCUGUUCUGAGUGCGGAAAAUGUUUUUCACGGAAGACCCAUCUUUCCUUACAUCAGAGAUCACACACGGGAGAGAAGCCCUUUUCCUGUUCUGAGUGCGGGAAAUGUUUUUCCGAGAAGGGACAUCUUUCCACACAUCAGAGAUCACACAAAGGGGAGAAGCCUUUUUCCUGUUCUGAGUGUGGGAAAAGUUUUUCAGUGAAGUCCUAUCUUUUUAUACAUCAGAGAUUGCACACGGGGGAGAAGCCUUUUUCCUGUUCUGAGUGCGGGAAAAGUUUUUCACAGAAUAAGUCCUAUCUUUUUAGACAUCAGAGAUUACACACGGGGGAGAAGCCAUAUUCUUGUCCUGAGUGUGGGAAAUGUUUUGCAGAUCAGUCCCAUUGUUCCAGACAUCAGAGGUCUCACAAGGGGGAGAAGCCUUUUUCCUGUUCUGAGUGUGGGAAAUGUUUUGCAGUGAAGGUCAAUCUUUCCAAACAUCAGAGAUCGCACACAGGUGAGAAGCCGUAUUCCUGUCCUGAGUGCGGGAAAUGUUUUACAUCGAAGGCCAAUCUUUCCUUACACCAGACAUUGCACACGGGGGAGAAGCCUUUUUCCUGUCCUGAGUGCGGAAAAUGUUUUUCAAGUAAGUCCUAUCUUUUUAGCCAUCAAAGAUCACACACGAGGGGGAAACCAUAUUCCUGUUCUGAGUGUGGGAAAUGUUUUGCAGAUGAGUCCCAUUUUUCCAGACAUCAGAGAUCUCACACGGGGGAGAAGCCUUUUUCCUGUUCUGAGUGUGGGAAAUGUUUUUCAGAGAAGGGACAUCUUUCCACACAUCAGAGAUUACACACAGGGGAGUUGCCUUUUUCCUGUUCUGAGUGCGGGAAAUGUUUUCAAGUGAAGUCCCAACUUUCCUCACAUCAGAAAACUCACACGGGGGAGAAGCCUUUUUCCUGUUCUGAGUGCGGGAAAUGUUUUUCAGCUUGGUCCACUUUUUACAGACAUCAGAGAGUGCACACAGGUGAGAAGCCAUAUUCCUGUCCUGAGUGUGGGAAAUGUUUUUCACAUAAGUCCUAUCUUUUUAGACAUCAGAGAUUACACACGGGGGAGAAGCCAUAUUCUUGUCCUGAGUGUGGGAAAUGUUUUGCAGAUCAAUCCCAUUUUUCCAGACAUCAGAGAUCUCACAAGGGGGAGAAGCCUUUUUCCUGUUCUGAGUGCGGAAAAUGUUUUACAUCGAAGGUCAAUCUUUCCAAACAUCAGAGAUGGCACACAGGUGAGAAGCCGUAUUCCUGUCCUGAGUGCGGGAAAUGUUUUACAUCGAAGGCCAAUCUUUCCACACACCAGACAUUGCACACGGGGGAGAAGCCUUUUUCCUGUCCUGAGUGCGGAAAAUGUUUUUCAAGUAAGUCCAGUCUUUUUAGCCAUCAGAGAUCACACACGAGGGAGAAACCAUAUUCCUGUCCUGAGUGUGGGAAAUGUUUUGCAGAUGAGUCCCAUUUUUCCAGACAUCAGAGAUCUCACACGGGGGAGAAGCCUUUUUCCUGUUCUGAGUGUGGGAAAUGUUUUGCAGAUGGGUCCUCUUUUGCCAGACAUCAGAGAUUACACACAGGGGAGAAGUCUUUUUCCUGUUCUGAGUGUGGGAAAAGUUUUUUAGUGAAGUCCCAUCUUUCCACACAUCAGAGAUUGCACACAGGGGAGAAGCCUUUUUCCUGUUCUGAGUGUGGGAAAUGUUUUGCAGAUGAGUCCGCUUUUGCCAGACAUCAGAGAUCACACACAGGGGAGAAGCCUUUUUCCUGUUCUGAGUGUGAGAAAAGUUUUUCAGUGAAGUCAUCUCUUUUUAUACAUCAGAGAUUGCACACGGGGGAGAAGCCGUAUUCCUGUGCUGAGUGCGGGAAAAGUUUUUCUUUUAAGUCCAGUUUUUCUGCACAUCAGAGAUCUCACACAGGGGAGAAGUCUUUUUCCUGUUCUGAGUGCGGGAAAUAUUUCUCACAGAAGUCUAAUCUUUUUAUACAUCAGAGAUCUCACACGGGGGAGAAGCCUUUUUCCUGUCCUGAGUGUGGGAAAAGUUUUUCACAGAAGUCCCAUCUUUACAAACAUCAGAGAUCUCACACGGGGGAGAAGCCGUAUUCCUGUUCCUAUAAGUUUCCCUGUACUGAAUGCGGGAAGUGUUUCUGUUUAAAAUACCAGCUUAAAGAGCAUAAAAGAUCUCAUACAAGUGAGAAGUCUUUUCCCUGUCCUGAGUGCGGAAAAUGUUUGUCCAGUAAGUCCUAUCUUUUUAGACAUCAGAGAUUACACACGGGGGAGAAGCCAUAUUCUUGUCCUGAGUGUGGGAAAUGUUUUGCAGAUAAGUCCAGUUUUUCCAGACAUCAGAGAUCUCACACGGGGGAGAAGCCUUUUUCCUGUUCUGAGUGUGGGAAAUGUUUUUCACUGAAGACCCAUCUUUCCACACAUCAUAGAUUGCACACAGGUGAGAAGCCGUAUUUCUGUCCUGAGUGCGGGAAAUGUUUUACAUCGAAGGCCAAUCUUUCCUUACACCAGACAUUGCACACGGGGGAGAAGCCUUUUUCCUGUCCUGAGUGCGGAAAAUGUUUUUCAAGUAAGCCCUCUCUUUUUAGCCAUCAGAGAUCACACACGAGGGAGAAACCAUAUUCCUGUCCUGAGUGUGGGAAAUGUUUUGCAGAUGAGUCCCAUUUUUCCAGACAUCAGAGAUCUCACACGGGGGAGAAGCCUUUUUUCUGUUCUGAGUGUGGGAAAUGUUUUGCAGAUGGGUCCUCUUUUCUUAGACAUCAGAGAUUACACAAAGGGGAGAAGCCUUUUUCCUGUUCUGAGUGUGGGAAAAGUUUUUCAGUGAAGUCCAAGCUUUCCACACAUCAGAGAUCUCACACGGGGGAGAAGGCUUUUUCCUGUUCUGAGUGUGGGAAAUGUUUUGCAGAUGAGUCCUAUGUUGCCAGACAUCGGAGAUCUCACACAGGGGAGAAGCCUUUUUCCUGUUCUGAGUGUGGGAAAUGUUUUUCAGAUAAGUCCUAUCUUUCCACACAUCAGAGAUUACACACGGGGGAGAAGCCUUUUUCCUGUUCUGAGUGCGGGAAACGUUUUUCACAGAAGACCAACUUGACGAACCAUAAAAGAUCUCACACAGGUGAGAAGCCGUAUUCCUGUCCUGAGUGUGGGAAAUGUUUUUCACAGAAGUCCCAUAUUUCCAUACAUCUGAGAUCACACACCGGGGAGAAACCGUAUUCCUGUUCUGAGUGCGGAAAAUGUUUUUCAGUGAAGUCCAGUCUUUCCUCACAUCAGAGAUCACACACGGGGGAGAAACCGUAUUCCUGUUCUGAGUGCGGGAAAUGUUUUUCAGAUAAGUCCAUUCUUUCCUCACAUCAGAGAUUGCACACGGGGGAGAAGCCGUAUUCCUGUUCUGAGUGCGGGAAAAGUUUUUCACAGAAGUCCAAGCUUUCCACACAUCAGAGGUUACACAGGGGGGAGAAGCCUUUUCCCUGUCCUGAGUGCGGAAAAUGUUUGUCAAGUAAGUCCUAUCUUUUUAGACAUCAGAGAUUACACACGGGGGAGAAACCAUAUUCUUGUCCUGAGUGUGGGAAAUGUUUUUGCGGGAAAUGUUUUUUACUGAAGUCCAAGCUUUCCACACAUCAGAGAUCUCACACAGGUGAGAAGCCGUAUUCCUGUUCUGAGUGCGGGAAAUGUUUUUCAGAUUUGUCCACUUUUAACAGACAUCAGAGAUUGCACACAGGUGAGAAACCAUAUUCCUGUCCUGAGUGUGGGAAAUGUUUUUCAGAUAAGUCUUAUUUUUCCAGACAUCAGAGAUCUCACACAGGGGAGCCUUUUUCCUGUUCUGUGUGUGGGAAAUGUUUUUCACAGAAAUAUAGUCUUAACAUGCAUCUGAGAUCUCACACGAGGGAGUGGCCUUUUUCCUGUUCUGAGUGUGGAAAAUGUUUUUCAGAUAAGUCCAGUUUUCACAGACAUCAGAGAUCACACACCGGGGAGAAGCCUUUUUCCUGUUCUGAGUGUGGAAAAUGUUUUUCAAGUAAGUCCUAUCUUUUUAGACAUCAGAGAUUGCACACGGGGGAGAAGCCUUUUUCCUGUCCUGAGUGCGGGAAAUGUUUUUCAGAGAAGUCCCAUCUUUCCACACAUCAGAGAUCACACACCGGGGAGUUGCCUUUUUCCUGUUCUGAGUGCUGGAAAUGUUUUUCAGAUAAGUCCAGUCUUUCCUCACAUCAGAGAUCUCACACGGGGGAGAAGCCUUUUUCCUGUUCUGAGUGCGGGAAAUGUUUUUCAACGAAGUCCCAUCUUUCCACACAUCAGAGAUCUCACACAGGGGAGAAGCCUUAUUCCUGUUCUGUGUGCGGGAAAUGUUUUUCGCAGACGUCCAGUCGUAACUCACACCAGAGAUCACACAUGGUGGUGAAGCCACUUUCCUGUCCUGAGUGAGGAAAUUGUUCCUCACUGAAGUCCCGUCUUCCUGUACAUCAGGGGUCCCA
Messenger RNA from Rana temporaria (common frog), 10596 nucleotides. RefSeq lists its product as uncharacterized. Bases 77 to 10546 code for a protein of 3489 amino acids. The transcript has 16 exons. The record is from RefSeq and is a predicted model, not a curated record. Gene Ontology annotation, biological process: regulation of transcription by RNA polymerase II. Gene Ontology annotation, molecular function: DNA-binding transcription factor activity; RNA polymerase II cis-regulatory region sequence-specific DNA binding. Lineage: Eukaryota; Metazoa; Chordata; Amphibia; Anura; Ranidae.